Messenger RNA from Dioscorea cayenensis subsp. rotundata (Guinea yam), 1737 nucleotides. RefSeq names its product shaggy-related protein kinase delta-like. Gene Ontology annotation, biological process: protein phosphorylation; signal transduction. Gene Ontology annotation, cellular component: cytoplasm. Bases 211 to 1476 code for a protein of 421 amino acids. Lineage: Eukaryota; Viridiplantae; Streptophyta; Magnoliopsida; Dioscoreales; Dioscoreaceae. The record is from RefSeq and is a predicted model, not a curated record. Gene Ontology annotation, molecular function: ATP binding; protein serine/threonine kinase activity. The transcript has 12 exons.
AUUUGCAAUUUCUCUUUCAGGGCCCUCAAUGUAUGUAGCUGCUUUUCAUGACAAGAUAGACAGAUAAGUUGAAGAGCAAAGUGAGUCUAUUUGAAAAGGAUCAGAUUUCAUGCUAAAAGCAUUAGAUUUUCCAGUGCCUUUGUGUGGAUUCGGAUGAAUGCUUAAAGGGGACCACCAUUACUAAAAUUGCAGUCACAUCUCACCAGCCAUAUGGCAUCUGUCAGGCAUGGUGGAGUUGGCAGUUCCAGGGUGCCAACCAAUUUAAAGGGUUCAUCUAGUUCAGUUGAAUGCCUUGGAAGAGAGAUGCUGGGGAUGAGAUUAAGGGACAAGAAAUUGGACUUAGAUGAGGAAACAGACACUGAACCAGAUACAAUUGAUGGGUCAGGGGCUGAAGCUGGACAUGUAAUUGCAACCACAAUUGGUGGUCGUAAUGGUCAACCAAAACAGGCAGUAAGCUACAUAGCUGAACAUGUAGUUGGAACAGGAUCUUUUGGUGUAGUGUUUCAGGCAAAAUGUCGAGAAACUGGAGAAAUUGUAGCUAUCAAAAAGGUUCUACAGGACAAACGCUAUAAGAACCGGGAGUUGCAGAUUAUGCAGAUGUUGGACCAUCCAAAUAUUGUUGCACUUAAACAUUGCUUCUUUUCUACAACAAACCGUGAAGGGAUAUAUCUGAACCUGGUACUUGAGUUUGUCCCUGAGACUGUUAAUCGUAUCAUAAGGCAGUUCAACAAGAUGAACCAACACAUUCCCCUCAUAUUUGUGAAACUGUAUGUUUACCAGAUCUGCAGGUCUCUUGCUUACAUACAUAAUUGUGUCGGUAUAUGUCAUCGGGAUAUCAAGCCACAGAACUUACUUGUGAAUCCACAUACACAUCAGCUCAAACUCUGUGAUUUUGGUAGUGCAAAAGUACUGGUAAAAGGAGAACCGAAUAUCUCUUAUAUCUGCUCACGAUAUUAUCGUGCCCCCGAACUCAUCUUUGGUGCAACUGAGUACACAACUGCCAUAGAUUUGUGGUCUACUGGUUGUGUGAUGGCUGAGCUGCUUCUUGGGAAGCCACUGUUUCCUGGAGAAAGUGGAGUUGAUCAGUUGGUUGAGAUCAUCAAGGUUUUGGGAACACCAACCAGGGAAGAGAUAAAGUGCAUGAAUCCAAAUUACACUGAGUUUAAGUUUCCACAGAUAAAAGCUCAUCCAUGGCACAAGGUUUUCCUAAAGCGACUCCCGCCGGAAGCUAUGGAUUUGGUCUCAAGGUUUCUCCAGUACUCUCCCAAUCUCCGUUGCACAGCUUUGGAGGCCUGCAUUCAUCCCUUUUUUGAUGAGCUAAGGGACCCAAAUACUCGCCUCCCAAAUGGUCGUCCUCUUCCUCCACUUUUCAACUUCAAACCUCAAGAGCUUCUGGGCAUUCCGAGAGACAUUCUCGAACGGCUUAUUCCUGAGCAUGCGCGAAAGCAGAGCUUGUUCAUGGCUUUGCAUGUGUAGAUGUUUUAAGAGACCAAGACAGCUGUUGGAGCUUCUCCUACCUCAUCUGUUAAUACGGUGUUCCCUGGGGUAUGUAUUGUAAAGUUUCGAUUACCCUUCUUUUUCCAUAUAUCAUGCUUGCUUUUUUUCGGUUCUUGUGUUGUGAAACUUUGAGGUGAGAAAUGUUUUGAUGAUACUGUUGUCUGUUGUAGUGUUGUCUACAAAGUGAUCAAAGGUUCAAAUUCUAAUGUGUCUUCAGCAUUGCACUAGCUGGGUUUUCAA